GCUGCCUGGUUAAGCGGAAGGAAUCCCGAAAUCCUAACAGGGACGGCUCGGCUGCUUCAUUCUCCAUAUCAGGCGUAAUGGCGCGGCCCAGCGCAGGUCCCACGGUGGUGUGUGAUGUCAUCAGAACUGCAAAUCAUCAUUAUCGCCAUCACUGCCAUGUCGCAACUCGCAAGCUCGCACCAUACAAACAAGAUAAUGGCGCCUUACGGGGCUUGACUUUUUUGCGCGUCACCGACGGGCUCAACAGAUUGAAAUUCAACGGAGGCUUCUGGACAUUCUGUCCACUGUGCGUGAAUGUGCCAUUUUCACUCAUCUGAUUCUCAGCCUGGAUUCGCUUGUCCAAAUCGCGAAUCUUCGCUGCCAGAUCCAGACCUUCCUCGCCAUCCAUGUCUCCGUAGACGAAGAAAAUAUGACGAACAGAAAUCCCUCACUUCUAACUACGGAUCCAUGGUGAAUUACGGACAACCCAACUGGAUAAAGAGAAAAUGCAAACUCGUAAAAGAAAACGAUGACAUCUAAAUUGGCAUCGCGCUCAAGCUGUGAAAGAAAUUCACGUGCACGAAAAACAGCGUAGACCCUGUCGUCACAGCGUAAAUUAAACAUAUCACGUAAUCGACUAAUCGGAAGGAACCAAAGCUGUCACCAAGUACACCAGCGCCAACAAGUGAAAAGAAUGGCUUCGUCGCGGAUUUCCUGGGGCACACGUUUACCCAGCUAUUCUGAAAUUUUCCUUGGUUCUGUUUCUCCUAUUUUAUAGUAUUAAUCGUAAGCUUCUCCAUAUAGUGCACUCGAACAGCGUCUCAUUUUCUUUACAUUAAGUCGCGUACGUCUUCUUGUACCGCAGAUAGUAAGCCAUCGUUUUCAGUUUUUAAAGCUGCGGGAGCUGUUAUUGUGGAUUGUUAGCGCUAAAUAUUUUGAAGGUGGCAACUGUUAGACGAAAUGUGUUAUCGAAUUCCAUCUGAUUCAGUUGUUCUGUAUUUGCUAUCCUAAAAUUGCACGCUGUGACUCGAUGAUAAUGUAUAAAAGCUUUCAUAAAUAAAAAAAAAAAAAAUCGACUAAUCGUGACAUUUCGUAUCUUACGCGAUAGCAGCUCCGGCUUGCCUGGCACUGGCAGGCUGGCGGAAGCGCAAUCGAUGGCAGGCUAAUGGGUACAAUUCGGCUGUGCUCCUGUUAGCGCCAACCGGAAAUCAAUCGGCUGCCGGUUCUUUCCCUACUUUGUAUGCCGUAAUUUGACUACUGUGAGUUAUUAACGUAAGUUUUAUCAAACCAACAGUGGUGCAUUGCUGUAUUUCAAAAACUUAUUGCAUACAUUUGUAUCUUGUUAUGGUUGUCACAAUUUUAUUUCUGAAUUCCUACUGCUCUGUAGCUAAAUCGAAUGUGUUCCAGACCGGAAAUGUUUGCUACGGUUUAGCUAAUACGCCGGUGAACGAAAGAUGAAAAAAUCUGGACACAGGAAUCCAUAAAUACAUACGAUAUGUACAACUACAUUAGUCUUAUUUUAAGCCACUUUUUGAUACAUACUAUUUAGAAGUGCUUAUAAUUAUUAUGAAAAAUGAUAAGUAAUUCCAAAUUAUACUCGUAGAAUGUUUUAUUCUUAUUUUUGUACGAUUAAGUACAUCUUACUGAAUGGAGGCCUCACUGCAGUGAGUGCACAUCGCACAGUGCAGGAUUAAUGCCUUAUUAGCCUACCAAAUAUCGUUACAGAAAAUUAUUAGCGCUAUUCUUGUGUAAAUGUUUCUUUGUAGUGCUGGCUAUUUAAGAAUUCCAAUGGCAAUGAGUAAACUUAAUCGAAAAACAAUAAUGCACUAUGCAGUAUGCCUGCGGGAAUUAAACUGAACCAGUUUUCUCAUUUUUCUUCUGCUGACUACUAUUGAACAGCACAUGGUGACUGGUGGAGCUAGCGUACGAGGGUGCGGAAUUUACAAACAGCGGCCUUCGACAUGCCCACGGCUAAGACAUACCAGGAGGCGAUCGCCGCCUUGAACACCUUACAAAGCAAUGCGCAGGUGCUGGAAAAAGCCCGCCGCGAACGCAGUCGCAACGCGGCCAACAAUAUCAAAUGGAUGGAGAACCUGCUGCGGUAUCUCGAUGUUGAACCUUCCGAUCUGGACAGGUUGAAUGUGAUACACAUUAGCGGGACGAAAGGGAAGGGCUCGACGUGUGCCUUCACCGAGAGUCUCCUACGGCAUCUCGGCUAUAAAACAGGCUUCUACAGUUCGCCGCAUUUAGUGGCGGUCCGCGAGCGGAUCCGGAUUAAUGGCCGGCCCAUCUCGGAGGAACUGUUUACGCAGUACUUUUGGGAAGUCUAUGGACGGUUGAUUCGCGCCUGCCAACCGGACGAGAUGCCACCGUAUUUCAAGUUCUUGACGGUUAUGUGUUUCUACGUCUUCUUGAAAGAAAAGAUCGAAGUGGCGGUAAUGGAAGUCGGGAUCGGCGGCGCUUACGACUGCACAAACGUGAUCCGUAAUCCCGUCGUCUGCGGGGUGACCUCCCUGGGUUAUGACCACAUGCCCAUUCUGGGGAACACAUUAGCGGAAAUCGCCUGGCAUAAAGCGGGCAUCUUUAAGCGAAAUUGCCCGGCUGUCACGGUUACACAGCCUCCCGAAGCCAUGGCAGUACUGCAGGGACGGGCAGCGGAAAUUGGUGCCGCGCUGUCUGUGUCGCCGGAUCUGUCGGCUUACGGCUGUCCAUCAGGCCCGAUCCAUCUCGGAAUUGAAGGCGCCAUACAAAGCCUGAAUGCAUCGCUGGCGCUGCAGCUGGUCAAGCUCUGGUUGAUGAGGAAGACUGACAGUGUCAAUGAGACACUGGAAAACUGGGAUUCCGAUGAGGAAAACGUCUGUCUCUGUAAAGAAAACAGUGAAAUCGAAAAGCAAAGUGCGGAAUCAGCGGAAAUAGAGAAACCUGUAGGAAGUGUGAGCAUUUCGAAAUUGGAAAAACCUGCGAAAAUUCCCGACGUUCUGGAAGGAUACAAGUUAUCAAGUAUAUUGGUGAAUGCAUUAGAAAGUUGUGUCUGGCCGGGAAGAUUUCAAACUAUACGGCGAAAUAAUGUUCAGUAUUAUCUGGAUGGAGCCCAUACGAAAGACAGUGUGGAGUAUUGUGCACAGUGGUUUAAGAAAGUUCAAGAAACACAGACAAGUGCACGGAAAUUCCUGAUAUUUAAUUCCACAGCGGAUCGUAAACCGGAAGAUCUGCUACGUCCGCUGGUAAGCUGCGGCUUUGACGCGGCGCUCUUCUGUCCGAAUAUUCUGGGCGGAAGUGCGGGAGCAGGAGAUCUGCUCAACUUCACAGUUAAUCGCGACCACCAGAUGGCCCGAUGUUCUUUGCAUGAAUCUGUAUGGAAAUCGCUGUCGGAUGAGCGAUGUAGCCAGUGUUUUGCGACGGUAGCGGAUGCGCUGAGUUGGAUUGAAGGACAGGCGCAUGGUGAUGAUGAGCAUGUGGGGGUGCUGGUUACCGGAAGUCUGCACUUGGUCGGCGCAGUAUUGACCGUGUUGGAUCCGUCGUUGCACAAUACACUGUAGAAUUUUCCAAGUGAUUUUUGUUGCUAUUCCGGUAAAAUUGUGGUAACAGGAAACUUUGCUGGCUAAUUUACAUUGCAUGUUUGAAAAAGCUUCCUGUACAUUUUGUGCAUCGUGUAUGCCGUUUAGAUGUUUAAAUGAAUGAUUCUGGUACGGUGAAAUUCCCAAAUUGCACGACGCAGGCGUUUAUCAUGUUAGGUGAUUUAUACUUGUUCGAACUGUUAUAUAAUGGAAGCUCAUUCCGCAUGCAAGAUUCCAAAGAAAAAACGUAA
Paramacrobiotus metropolitanus is the source of this 3787-nucleotide messenger RNA. RefSeq names its product folylpolyglutamate synthase, mitochondrial-like. The record is from RefSeq and is a predicted model, not a curated record. The transcript has 5 exons. NCBI's taxonomy places the organism in Eukaryota, Metazoa, Tardigrada, Eutardigrada, Parachela, Macrobiotidae. Gene Ontology annotation, biological process: tetrahydrofolylpolyglutamate biosynthetic process. Bases 1941 to 3518 code for a protein of 525 amino acids. Gene Ontology annotation, cellular component: cytosol; mitochondrion; cytoplasm. Gene Ontology annotation, molecular function: ATP binding; tetrahydrofolylpolyglutamate synthase activity.